GAAGUUGAGAGGGUGUUUAAGAAAGCAAUAGAUACCCGCCCCUGCCUCUGAGUCCACCACUUGUGUCUCCGUUUACCAUUUUCCAUUCUUUUCCCUUCUCAUUCUCACUCAUUCCUUUUCGGGUAUGUAUGUUACCCUUCUUUCUCUCUGCUUCGUUCGUUCAUUCAACCAUCACAUUUCCAAUUAAUUAAUUCUCAAUCUUACUCCGCACCUUUUUUUCCAUUUCCCAAUGUUUCAACUUUCUUUCUUGUAAAUGUUAUCUUUUUAGCUCCUUUCUAAUUUUUCUAUUAAUUACGAUAUUUCAUUAGGAAAGAGUCAAUUUUGCUGCUGUCUUUGUUUUUUCCAUUUCCAGUCCAAUUUUAUGGAAAGCAGGAUUAUGUAAAGAGCAGAGUCAAAAUUGGGUUUCAUUCUUUGUAUUGGUUUAAUUAGACAUUGAAGUGUUCUUGUGGGGUUUCAUUUUUUCAUUACCCUUUGUUUCCAUGUAUUAGUACUUCUUGUUGUUUGUUAUUCUUGUUGUUGUUGUUGUUGUUCUUGUGUAUCAUUGGUUGCAAUCUACAAAUUGCAGUUAUUGGUCUUUGCAUCUUAAGGUGAAGAAACUAAAAACAGUAUGGAUAUUGAUGCGAUUUUGGGGACAAUUCGACCUGUGAGUGUGGCAAGGAAAAGUGCCAUUUAUGUGUGGGGGUACAAUCAAUCAGGGCAGACAGGGAGAAAGGGGAAAGAGGAUCAAUUGAGGAUUCCAAAACAGCUUCCUCCUGAGCUGUUUGGAAGUCCAGCAGGCAUCAAUGCGCGCUGGUUCGAUGUUGCCUGUGGUCGGGAACAUACGGCAGCAACAGCCUCUGAUGGCUCACUCUUUACUUGGGGGGCUAAUGACUUUGGUCAAUUGGGUGAUGGAACUGAGGAACGAAGGAAACAUCCAAAAAAAGUAAAGCAAUUAGAGUCAGAAUUUGUAAAAUCUGUAUCCUGUGGAGCACAGUGUUCUGCUUGCAUUGCAGAACCUCGUGAAAAUGAUGGUACCGUCUCCACUAGAAGGCUAUGGGUGUGGGGGCAAAAUCAGGGAUCGAAUCUCCCUAGGUUGUUUUGGGGGGCCUUCAAACCUAAUACAAUUAUUCAUGAAGUGUCUUGUGGAGCUGUUCAUGUGGUUGCUUUGUCUGAGGAAGGCUUACUACAAGCUUGGGGCUACAAUGAAUAUGGUCAACUUGGCCGAGGGGUUACUUGUGAAGGACUACAGGGGGCUCGGAUUAUAAGUUCUUAUGCUAAGUUCCUUGAUGAAGCCCCCGAGCUUGUGAAGAUUACCAAAGUGUCAUGCGGGGAGUACCACACAGCAGCCAUUUCUGAUAAGUGCGAGGUUUACACUUGGGGGUUGGGAAGUAUGGGCCAGCUUGGGCAUUCUUCACUCCAGUAUGGGGAGAAAGAGUUAAUCCCAAGGAGGGUGGUUACCCUUGAUGGUAUUGUCAUAAAAGACGUGGCGUGCGGUGGUGUACACACAUGUGCUGUAACUCAGGGAGGAGCACUUUAUGCUUGGGGUGGCGGUCAGUCUGGGCAGCUAGGUCUUGGCCCCCAAACUGGAUUGUUUUCAUGUGUUGCGAAUGACUCUCAGACAUUUUUCCGAAACAUUCCAGUUUUAGUUGUUCCCAAAGGUGUGCAACUUGUUGCAUGUGGACAUUCUCACACUCUUAUCUCUAUGAGUGAUGGUCGAAUACAUGGUUGGGGUUACAAUAGUUAUGGCCAGGCAGCCAAUGAGAAAUCUACAUAUGCUUGGUAUCCAUCACCGGUUGACUGGUGUGUUGGUGAGGUUCGGAAACUAGCUGCUGGUGGUGGUCAUUCAGCUGUGUUAACUGAUGCUUGUUCGUUAAAGGAAUUAUGUGAGUUUGUGCUUGCAGAUAGUAUGACUUUAUCUAAUGCUGCUAAGGUUGAGGAUGUUGCAUAUAGAACUGGAUCAGAUGCUUUAGCACGCCUCUGCGGAAGACUCAGAGAGUAUAUGCUUGCUGGUGGAGCUCUUGAUCAAAAGGAAGAAAUGAACAGUAAAAUUUGACGAAGCAUAUAAAGUUAGCAUCAGUAAUUGUUUAUGUAUAUUCAUUUAAUUUAAUACAUGUAUUCAUAACUGGAACGCCAUUAUUAUUUGAAUAAAAGCAAUCAUAUGCUGUAGACUCGAAAGCAAUCACUUAUUAAAUAGACAAUGAAUUUGUCCCUAUUGAAUCA
Molecule: messenger RNA, 2199 nt
Organism: Abrus precatorius (Indian licorice)
Lineage: Eukaryota; Viridiplantae; Streptophyta; Magnoliopsida; Fabales; Fabaceae
Product: ultraviolet-B receptor UVR8
Exons: 8
Coding region: 608-2032 (474 amino acids)
Source: RefSeq, a predicted model, not a curated record